Messenger RNA from Anoplophora glabripennis (Asian longhorned beetle), 1057 nucleotides. RefSeq names its product general transcription factor IIE subunit 2 (gene TfIIEbeta). The record is from RefSeq and is a predicted model, not a curated record. Gene Ontology annotation, biological process: transcription initiation at RNA polymerase II promoter. NCBI's taxonomy places the organism in Eukaryota, Metazoa, Arthropoda, Insecta, Coleoptera, Cerambycidae. Bases 95 to 976 code for a protein of 293 amino acids. Gene Ontology annotation, cellular component: transcription factor TFIIE complex. The transcript is spliced from 6 exons.
CUGUCAUUAUCAAGUGAUUUAACUUAACCAUAAAUUAUAUUAUUUUCAAACAGAUUUUUGUAAUUAAUUAAUGAGUUUUAUUAAAAUUUAAAAAAUGGAUCCGGCUUUAUUGAAAGAGAGAGAAUUAUUUAAAAAAAGAGCGUUAUCUACUCCUGCUGUCGAGAAAAAGAAGACUGAGUCGAAAUCAGAACCUGUAAGGGAUGACAAGAAGAAGUUUAAAUCUUCUAGUGGGACUAAUAGUGCUCCCAAAUUGGAUAUAAAUAGUUACAAGACUGCUACAGGAAGUUCUCAAUAUCGUUUCGGAGUUUUGGCAAAAAUAGUGAAGCAUAUGAGAACUAGACAUCAAGAGGGAGAAACAUAUCCUUUAACGUUAGAAGAAAUUUUAGACGAAACAAAUCAGCUUGACGUAGGCAAUAAAGUUAAACAGUGGCUGCAGACGGAAGCUUUAGUUAAUAAUCCAAAAAUAGAAGUAACUCCAGAUGGAAAGUUCCUAUUCAAGGCUUUAUAUAAGCUGAAAGAUCGUAAAAGCUUAUUAAAACUCUUAAAACAACAAGAUCUGAAAGGUUUAGGUGGAGUAUUAUUAGAUGAUGUGCAGGAGUCAUUACCGCAUUGUGACAAAGCUUUAAGGAUAUUGCAAAAUCAAAAUGAAAUUAUAUUUAUUACUAGGCCGAUAGAUAAGAAAAAAGUAUUAUUUUAUAACGAUAGAACAGCUAGUCUACCUAUCGAUGAGGAAUUUCAGAAAUUGUGGAGAUCGGUGGCUGUAGAUGCUAUGGAUGAUGCUAAAAUUGAGGAAUAUUUAGAUAAACAAGGAAUUCGAUCAAUGCAAGAUCACGGACCUAAAAAACCAAUUGCGCCAAAAAGAAGUAAAUCGGGUCGUCGCAAAAAAGUAUUUAAGAAGCCAAGAGACAAUGAACAUUUGGCAGAUCUCCUUGAAACCUAUGAAAAUGAUACGUUAACUCAAAAGAAUACAGUUUGAAAUUAUCUUUGUUUCAUAUUGUUUAAGUGUUUAGAUUAUAAUGUACUGUGAACUAUUCCGAUUAAAAAAAAUGUUUUGUAA